Dichomitus squalens LYAD-421 SS1 is the source of this 1385-nucleotide messenger RNA. RefSeq lists its product as uncharacterized. The record is from RefSeq and is a predicted model, not a curated record. The transcript is spliced from 5 exons. Lineage: Eukaryota; Fungi; Basidiomycota; Agaricomycetes; Polyporales; Polyporaceae. The annotation marks the transcript as partial.
CGUUGUCCGAGUUGACAAGAUUUUGUAUUAUCCAGUUUUUUUGCCGAGCGGCAGAAAGACAGCGAACUCGGGAUGGCUGCACUCAUGCGCGUCCGGGGCUUUUCGCAAUAUUCCCGUCUGACGUCAACCUCACCAACCCUCGACUACUACCGACGAUCCAUUGAAAUCCAUCGUUCAAAACCUUCCCCGCCGCACUUCCAGUCCUCGAUCCACACCCCGGCCGAAGGCGAGGAGGAGGAGUGGGAGUGCACGCGCGACCAUGGACGCACCUCGACGCCAGUCCCAUUCAUUAGAGACUGGCGCACGACUGUCUUGCUUGCGGCCGACCUCGAGUGCUCCUUCCUACAAGGCUGCCGCGCGACAUGCGGCUUGGGUCGGUGCCAUUGUGUAGGAAGGACGCUAUCCUCGAGCGCGAGAGACAGCAGGUGUCGUCCGCGUAGGCCGUGGGGGCUGACCAGACCUGGCGCCAAGGUCCGCCAGCCACCCAAACGCACGCUCUCUAGCUACCCGACGUCUCGGGAUGCUAGGGAACCAUACGUCCGCUAGCGGGUAGGGUAUCUUGAUGCCGGAAACCAACGAAUUGCUGAAGGUGGUGAGCGGCUGUCGUUGGGCGGCCGCGAUCACCUCCACUUGUGUCCCUCUCCCGGGUGCUGCCGCGCGUCAUUUGCGGCUUGGCGUGAGUCGUAGUGACUGAAUAUUCAGGAGUGGACGGAUUGUUCGAUGGUGGAAGGCGACGAUGGACUCGUCCCGCAGCUAGCGGAAGAGGGUGUGUUACCGCUUAUGCUGUCGGUUCGUCUGAUAGUAGGAUUGUGAAGGUAGACAUGUGCGGCAAUGGUACCCCUUCCCUCAUCCAAUCUCGAGUUGGGAGGCUAAGUCGGGGGGUACAAGAACCGAGACAUGAUGAUGAGAGGCGAGGCUGCGUCUGCCGGGGAAGAAGCUGGUUGAGGCGUAUGCUGCUUGGUAGACGAUGCUGGUAGUAGGUGAGGUGGGAUGAGCGUAGUGGCCGGCUCUUUAUACUCGUGUCUGUGGUGGCUGGCAAGCCGCUUCUCGGUUCAUGUCGAAAGUCAACCACCGCAGCGUAUUCUUGGACAACCAGUCCUGUGUCGUGGACACAGCCUCGCGAGGCCGAGGCCUUGAGUUUCCGGACAUACCUUCACAGAUAUCGAGCUGCCGGACGUGUGAGGUGGUUUGCGGCUGGCAUCUGCUCCAUGUGAUUCCAUGAGCCAAAGAGGCCCAUUCAGACCGGUCUACCCCCCAUAGACUCCGUCGAUCCUCGCCAGCUUGCUAUGGAAACUUUGCCUGUGAUAUCGGGUGCCGAUUCUCAUCGCAAGUGCUCUCGUAGCAGCCACUCUUUCUGCCGACUCAAAGCAACGUCUGACAAGGCA